Messenger RNA from Chiloscyllium plagiosum (whitespotted bambooshark), 1454 nucleotides. NCBI's taxonomy places the organism in Eukaryota, Metazoa, Chordata, Chondrichthyes, Orectolobiformes, Hemiscylliidae. The record is from RefSeq and is a predicted model, not a curated record.
AUUGUAAACAAGAACCAGGCCUAACCACCUCCGCGGCAACAUCAUGUGGUGUCGGAGGCGCGCGGGCGAUCACGUGGCACCUCCCUAAAAACCGUCCGUUGGUGGUCACGUGAGCGAGGCAGUGGCAACAGGGCGCCAUGAAUAUUACUAUCGAUAAGGAGUCGCUUAACGACGGCUUCGUCACCCUCUGCGGAAUCUGGGUGCUCUUUAUGAAAAUUGGAUUAACUUGCUAUGAAGUUGGGAGAUCACCAGCGCAAAGUACUAUUGCUAUUCUGUUUAAAAAUGUGGUAGAUACGUUUGUAUCUUUACUUGCCUACUGGAUACAUGGCUAUGCCUUUGCUUUUGGGGAUCAAGAAAGAAUUAUUGGAAGCAAGAAUUUCUUUACUUUUGGAAAUGUCAACUUUUCACACUUCUUUUUUAAUUAUGCAAGAUGUGCCAUCGUCACCACCAUUGUAUCAGGAGCUAUUACUCAAAAGACAGAACCAAUUGGUUACAUUAUAUCCAGCUACAUUUUGGCAGGAUUUGUUUAUCCAAUUGUUUCUCGGUCCUUUUGGCAUCAGUCAGGUCUUUUUAAUAUAAAUCUUCCAAUGUUUCCAAUCCAAGACUAUGCUGGAAGUGGAGUAGUAUUCUUAGUUGGUGGCACAGCAGCACUGAUUGCAUCAUUUGUCACAAAUGCACGUGCUGUCCGCUAUACAACACCUACCAUCAAUCAAAGCUAUAGUUUACCACUUGCAGUCCUUGGAGCUUUUAUGCAAAUAAUUGGCUCCUUAGGCUUUGUUGUUGGUGCACAAGGUCACAUUACAGAGUCUGGAGAUGGUCAAUUGGCCAGUCUUGCUGUGGUCAAUACUCUACUAUCAACAGGAUCGGCAGGUCUAUAUGGUUUGUUUUUCCUGAGAAUGAGGAGAGACACUUACAGUAUACCACGAUUGAUUAAUUCAGCACUUACAGGAAUGGUGGCAGUUUGUGGAGGUGCCAACAAAUACUUACCUGCACUGGCAGUAAUGUGUGGGGCCUCAGCAUCUCUCUUAUAUAUGGCACUUAAACAUUUAUGCACAGUUACCAAGAUUGAUGAUCCUACAGAUACUAUUGCCAUUUACCUGAGUGGAGGUUCAUUGGGCUUGAUGUUUGCUGGAUUAUUUAUGGACCAGACAAAUAAUCAAGGACAAGCUGUGGCUAUUGAAUAUAAUUGCCUUGCACUUUGUGUUGUGAUGAUUUGGACUGCAUUUGUUAUGGGUUUUGUAUACCUGCUACUAAAAAUUGUUGGAAUUUUAAAGCCAUUUCCAAAAUUAGAGCCACAAGAACAUGAGGAAGGCGAACACCUCGUUGGCUUCCUGGAGAAGUGGCUCCAGAACUCUCUGGGGCUGGAGUUGGAGUCGGGCCUGUUGACUGUGGAGCAGGGCCACCAGUUCACAAUGCAAGGUCUGGGUCGGACCUGCACCCCUGCGCAAUCCUAG